CAAAACGCCAAUUGACAUACCGUCAUCCUUCUUAUUUCCGCCCAUCUCACACAAAACAAAAGUGGCGACAAUGCCCAAGACCGCGGCGCAAUGUGAGACGCGGGCGGGGUCGUCGUCUCAAACUCGACAGGGGUCUUCCUCGCGCAAGGGGGAGGUCAACCCUGUCCGAGAAAAGAGAGAUGCAGGAGGGGUCGCAGAGGAACAGGAAGAGGAGAAGGGGAGACUUGAGCCAAGCCCGGUGUUUACUGGGCAUCAGAUGUUCUAUCUGUUCUUCUUGGAUGGGAUUGGGGCCAUGAUCCUUUCGGGCGGUGUCAAUUUUGCCCUAGCGUAUGUCAUGUACACGACGCAGGAUACAACAAAGAAUCCUAUCCGACUCUUUCAACUACCAAACACCCUUGCAGGUGACGCAGCGGUAACAAUCAUCAUCCAAUGCAUCCUCACCUGGUUCGUCGAGAUGGGCCUCGUAAGCUACGACCUAUCAAACCGAUCAGUCCAACCCAUCGGUUUCAUCCCUGAACCAUCAAGUCCCUGGCUAAGAUGGCUCUUCUACCUCUCCCCUCUAUCAAAGUCUAAAGACAUACCUAAGGAUAAACCCAAGUCUAAAAUUGGCUCGGUGUUGAGUUCCAUAGUUCAGCAAGCGCUUAGGGGCUUCAUGCUUGCCGUCUUGGGCUUUCUCCUUCUCUGGGGUCCUAGUAUCGGUUUGCUGACCGUUUUUGGUGUCCGCUCCGGCGGUGACUAUCUUUAUCAAGAUCGGUGGGUGCCGCAAGCCUUCAAGGGAAUUCUUGGGGGCGUGCUAGGCUUGCUUACGACACCUCCGAUGGCAGCUUUUUGGCUGAUGAAGGCUGGGUGGGAGGGUAAUAAGGAACGCACCGAAGCGAGAGCUUCUAGACGGAGCCGAUACACAAACACGGUAUGAUAUCUUCCGUCUUGGAGAUCACGGCGGUGAACAAGUGGCUUGCAUCCUUGGCGUUGGUUGGUGGUCCUUUGAUGGAUGACAGCUAUCACAUCGGGGCGGCUUCAUGAUUCAAAGGGGGGUUCUUUUCGUUGCAUAGAAGCGAGGCACACAUGAUUACGAUCCACGCAUUUUAAUGGUCGUUGAAGAGGAGGUGUUUCCCAUGACAUUCAAGAUCAUGACCACAAAAGCAUUUACAUAGAAGGGCUUUAGGCCAGUAGAUUUACGAGCUUAUGAUUAUUUAAUAAUAGAAAUACAUUCUUC
Fusarium vanettenii 77-13-4 is the source of this 1216-nucleotide messenger RNA. RefSeq lists its product as uncharacterized. The transcript has 2 exons. The record is from RefSeq and is a predicted model, not a curated record. The coding region runs from base 71 to 916 and encodes 281 amino acids. NCBI's taxonomy places the organism in Eukaryota, Fungi, Ascomycota, Sordariomycetes, Hypocreales, Nectriaceae.